Molecule: messenger RNA, 2919 nt
Organism: Schistosoma guineensis
Lineage: Eukaryota; Metazoa; Platyhelminthes; Trematoda; Strigeidida; Schistosomatidae
Source: the annotation of a GenBank genome assembly
AAAUAAAUUUGGAAAGAGAAAAAAAAAGGGACAUGAAAAAUUCAGAAGAUAAGAAUUUGGGAAAACACAAAAUUGAUGCACCUGCGUUAUUGUAAACGAUUUUGAGCCGUGUCAUUCAAGAUCUUUAACCAUCUAUCGUUAUUCCUGGUCUAACUCCUUUAGUUGUUCCUGAAAUAUACUCCUAACUUUGCAUUAUUAAGUUAGACCCUAAAGUGAUUUCUACGUCCAGAAAAAUGCAAACAAAUACGCGCUCGAACUAGACCAUGAUCCGAGUCUAAACGUGUGCUCCAUAAUGAGCGAUAGCUUUCUAUCGAGCAUGGUCCGGGUCAAUUGUGGCGUCCCCGAGUCAAAUGAUGCGUUUCCUUAUGCUUGAAAUUGGUAAAAACACGGCUAUCUAAAUAUAUUCUCAGUAAACGUAGGAAAUGACAUCGAGCUCUUAGUACCCCGAUCCGUCGGACAGCGCACACAAAAGUAGAUCGUACCAGUUUUCUAUAUUGACAAAGUGAGGUCAAACAAACGACCGUACUUGGAUUCUGUAUACGCACGAGAUUUUGGAGUCCUAACUGAAGUAGCCUGUGGACUUGUUUGACACACUGUUCGAACACUAAAAGCUGAAAAAUGUAGUUUAUAGCGUGGUUUCAUGAUACCAGGAAUGAUAUUUCGUGAAUCCAAAUCAUUAGCAUUUGUGGCACGUGGUUUUUCUUGGGUAUAGGAUAAUUAUUAAGAGGUUAAGAGGAAAUCCGAUGGUGAACAAAAUGAUCCUCGGUGCUGUUAGACGUAAUAAGAGCGUUUGUCACUUAUCGGCUUCCUACACUGUGGAUGAAUAUUUCUUUUUGAGGGAUCCGAUAAAGAAGCUGGAUCGGUAUUGGCCGUAGAGAUUUGAGAGCGUUACCGUAGAGCUCAAAGGACGACUGCUUAGGGUCUAUGGCCCACGCCCUUUUAAUGGGUAGCUCUUGAUGUAUUGUCUCCGCACUUCGAAAGAACUUACCAUCGGAGGCGGAGUAAGAUGAUGUGACAUUUUUAGGGUCGACCUUCUCCAACCCCUUCCGUUGUGCAAAGGUAGCAACACUGCAGACGCUAGUUUUCCGAAGGAAACAGUACUGCCAUCACAUCUCUCUAUAGUCAUCAGUACGACUUGUCAUCGGUUCUUAAGUUUCUGCUUUUACUCUUACCUUUCUCCAACCGACCUACCUGGCAUGAUAGGACCUAAAGGAACAUGUGUUCCAGCCAAUAUAGCUCGGUUGAGUCAUCACGAUAGGCAAGGCCGACUACCACGUCAAGGUAGAUGCUACGGUCUGGAGCUGUCCACAAUGUCGAUGGAUAUUCUAUUUCCAGGUACUUAAAAAGAAAUACUGAUUAGUAGCUGUUUUCCUGAGCUCAACCACAAGGCGCAAAGAAUUAUUGGUGAACGUCGGUUAUACACGGGUUUUUAGUAAGCAGUAUUUUUGAUUGCGUUAGCUUGGUGGUUCUGAUUUCUUAUCUUCUGUGGCAAUAGUCCGUUGGUCAAGGUGAGGUGUACUAUUUUUUCGAACCCUUUGAUUUCACUCUGAAAAUGCACCAUUACUGGAGAGAUGCUGGUUAUUCGAAAGAAACCUUGCAGCUGUAAUACUUAAGUACAGUCAGUAACAUGACCACUUCGAAACUUACGUUUCUCUAUGAUUAACACAGACCAACGGAUCUGUCAUUUUUAUCACUCAAAAACAAAGCUAUUUAGCCUGGGAAAUAUAUAUUCUCCGCCGGAAUCUUUGUUUUUUCCUAAAAACUGAAGACGUAUUAGUUUGUUGUGUAUUUUCUAUUCGCGCUAAAAAUAUAUGUUCCUCAUAUUUGUUGGAUUUGAAGUUUAUUCCUGUACCAUGUUUCACGAGUAGAGUAAUGAUUUUCGUGGUUCAGAAAACCAUCGAGUCACAAAAUGCCUACGAGUAUCAUAAGUGUGCUGAUUUUCCUGUCUUAUAAUGACGAACAGUAUCAAGAUUAUAAAAACCGUAUGUCAAAGUUGUGUGACUGGACUAUAGGUUAUUCCCAAAACGCUCACAAACAACCGUUUGACACUUCACAGUUGCACUAUAAUUGCAGAAAUCUCAGGCUAUUGUGAAAUAUCUAAUAAAGUCACUUCUUGAAUAUUACAUAAAGUAUGAAGCUUACCGACUCACCUCUUAUAUUAUAGGCUAGCUAAUUUUGACGGUCUUUUGUUAUUCGCUGCAAUUUUCGGCUGCAAAUUACACAAAUUUGUCGGAAAGGUCUGUAUUUUGCAGUGGUGCCUCAUUCGAAAUCUUUGGGUUUCACAUGUUGGUCCUAGUGAUCGGUGACUUCCAUAUUCCUGACAGGAAACGUUCUUUACAUCCUGCUUUUAAGACUCUUUUAGCUCCUGGAAAAAUCCAACAUAUAUUAUGCACGGGAAACCUUACUUCGAAACAUAUGUAUGACUAUUUAAAGCUUAUUUGUGGAGAUGUGCAUGUUGUGAAAGGCGACUUUGAUGAGGCUUUAGAUUUCCCUCUUACAAAGGUUUUAAGCGUUGGAAACUUUAAGAUAGGACUUAUACAUGGACAUCAAAUAGUUCCUUGGGGAGACCAAAAAAGUUUAGCUACGCUGCAACGGGAGUUAGACGUUGAUAUAUUGAUCAGUGGUCAUACUCAUAAGUUUGAAGCCUAUGAAUAUGCUGGACACUUUUAUAUCAAUCCUGGUUCUGCUACCGGUGCAUAUAGCCCUUUUGAAAAAAACCCGCAACCUUCAUUUGUUCUUUUGGAUAUUCAAGAAACCGCAAUACAGUUAUAUGUGUACACCCUAGUCAAUGAUGAACAUAAAGUUUCUCGCAUAGAAUACCAGAAAAACAAAUGUUUAUAACUAUGAACUAACUAUUCAUUGUAUUUUAGCAAUAUCUUGUAAUUUAUUCUUCCCAUUAUAAUAAAACUGAUUUUGACU